Rotaria sp. Silwood2 is the source of this 768-nucleotide messenger RNA. NCBI's taxonomy places the organism in Eukaryota, Metazoa, Rotifera, Eurotatoria, Philodinida, Philodinidae. The record is from the annotation of a GenBank genome assembly.
AUGUCAUAUCUGGAAAAAUUAACUUUAUAUCUUCCUAUAAAAGGUCGAAAUAGAGUCAUUGAUGGUACUAACGUUCAACAUGAUAUUUUGGAUUAUAUGCCACAACUUCAUUCAUUUACUUUCUAUAUUUGUACUUAUGUGGAAACGGUUGAUUUAUCCUACAAGUUAUCUAGUGAAGAUAUUCAACAAACAUUAACAAAUAUUGGACAACAACAAGUUACGAGUAUAGUCAAUUAUAUUCAAGAUGGGACAGCUGUAUGCUCGAUUUUCUCACUUCCUUUUGAAUUUGAUCAUCUCAAAAAUCUGGGCAAUAAAUUUCCAAAUAUUGUAUUCAGUUGCGUUGCGUUUUUACUUGUAGAAGAUAUUAAUCCAUUCAAACAUGAAUUCUUCAUUCGAAUUGCCCGAUCGUUUCCAUUACUUAAAUGCUUACGUAUUUUUAAUAGAGAAUCACAAGGUUUAGAUGGUCUUAUGACAUUUUCAUCUGACAAUUGUCAAUUACACUCAAUUAUUGAAUACCCCCAUCUGACUAUACUUGAUGUCGCAUAUGCACAUAGAGAUUAUGUUGAACAAUUUCUUAAUGAAACAAAGACAUAUAUACCUUGUCUGGCGGAAUUUCAAGUCUCUGUUGAUGAUUUAAAAGCUGUAACAAAAGAUUUUACAAGAGAAGAAACACGACGCAAUUGUGCUAUGGUGAAACGAAUAUUUAGGUUAGGAUCAUUUGUAGAUCCGAAAGAUUUGUUUCUUUAUUUUCCUUCGUUGUAUAAGUAG